AUGUCCGAACUCCGCCAGAGACAAGUUCCUCCAACAUCCUCCUCGCCAUCCAGCAAACCCCCCAAGUCGAAAGCACCGCGACGAAGCAGCCAUGCCCGCAGCAGCAUCGGCAUCCUCGACAUCAUCCGCGUGCUGGUCACGCUGGUCGUCGCGUCCUGCGGCCUGUCCUACUACAUGACCGGCGAGUCCGUUCUCUGGGGCUACCGGCCCUGGUUCACCAGAUGGCCAUUGCUAGUCCGCUACAUUCAAGGACCCCUCGCACUCACGCCCGCCCAACUAGCCCUCUACAACGGCACCGACGCCUCCCUCCCCAUCUACCUCGCCGUGAACGGGACCAUCUUCGACGUCUCGGCGAACCCGCACGUCUACGGGCCCGGCGGCGGCUACAGCUUCUUCGCGGGCCGCGACGCCACGCGCGCCUUCGUCACCGGCUGCUUCCAGGAGGACCUGACGCACGACCUGACCGGCGUCGAGGAGAUGUAUAUCCCGCUGGAGAGCGAGGAGGACCGGGCGCUGGGCAGCGGGGAGCGGAAGAAUCGCCGCGCGCAGGACGUGAGAGAUGCCUGGGCCAAGGUGCACAGGCAGGUGGCGCACUGGGAGAACUUCUUCCGUAACCAUAAGAAGUACUUUGAGGUGGGGAGGGUGGUGGGCUUGGAGGAGCUGCCGACGGAGAAGAGGGAGUUGUGUCGCGCGGCGGCGCAGCAGCGGCCCAAGAAGCGGCAAGGGAAGUAG
Molecule: messenger RNA, 732 nt
Organism: Aspergillus clavatus NRRL 1
Lineage: Eukaryota; Fungi; Ascomycota; Eurotiomycetes; Eurotiales; Aspergillaceae
Product: putative heme/steroid binding domain protein
Exons: 2
Coding region: 1-732 (243 amino acids)
Cellular component (GO): endomembrane system; membrane
Source: RefSeq, a predicted model, not a curated record